GACUGGACUCUCACUUUGGCCUAAUAGAAGGUUUCGCUUUUACAUUCCACAUCAGGCCGGUUGCGCAAAAAUGUCAGAUCCUAAGACAAAGCUCCAGGAGGAGAUUAAGCUCCAAGGGGACUUGGUCCGAAAGCUCAAGUCGGAAAAAGCUGAUAAAGACAAGAUUGGCGAUGAAGUAGCUAAGCUCUUGGCUCUGAAGGCUAAACUUACCGAAGAAGACGGAGGAGGUGAUGAGUGUGGGCAGGGCGGCAAGUUUGUUCUCAAGACCCCCAAGGGGACUCGAGAUUACGGGCCGGUGUCGAUGGCUCUCAGGAACCAAGUGCUGGACAAAAUCGUUAAAGUUUUUCAAAAGCACGGCGCAGAAGUAAUAGAUACUCCCGUCUUUGAACUUAAGGAAGUCCUAACUGGAAAAUAUGGGGAAGAUGCUAAACUUAUAUACGAUUUGGCCGACCAGGGUGGGGAAGUUUUGGCUCUUAGGUACGAUCUCACCGUACCAUUUGCUAGGUACCUCGCUAUGAAUAAAAUCACCACUAUUAAAAGGUACCAUAUAGCAAAAGUUUAUCGAAGGGACAAUCCUGCUAUGACAAAAGGGAGGUAUCGAGAAUUUUAUCAGUGUGAUUUUGAUAUUGCUGGUACUUACGAUCCUAUGCUUCCUGAAGUUGAAUGUUUACGAGUCGUAUGUGAAAUUCUUAAUGAACUUGAAUUAGGAAGUUUCAUUGUGAAAGUGAAUCACAGAUCUCUUUUAGAUUCAAUUUUCGAAGCUGCAGGAGUAUCAAAAGAUAAAUUUAGGACUGUCUGUUCUUCAGUAGAUAAACUUGAUAAAAGUCCAUGGGAAGAUGUUAGAAAAGAGAUGAUAGAUGAACGAGGAUUAACGGAACAAGAAGCUGACGAAAUUGGCACUUACGUCAGGCAGUGUGGUGGAAGGGAAUUACUAGAUAAACUUAGUAGCGAUCCAAAAUUAACUGCAACGAAGGGUGGCCUGGCUGGAAUUGAAGCGUUGAAGUUAUUAUUACACUAUUCUGAAUUGGCCGGCGUAAGUAAAUACGUAUCUGUCGAUAUGAGUCUCGCUCGGGGUCUUGACUAUUACACCGGCUUGAUAUACGAAGCUGUUUUAACCGGUAAUAUAGUUCAUAAUAAUCAAACAAUCGUUGUUUCAAGUUUAAUUGUUUUAGGGGCUGAAGUUGGAUCAGUCGCAGGUGGCGGAAGGUACGACGGACUCGUAGGAAUGUUCGAUCCAAAAGGCAAACAAGUACCCUGCGUCGGUAUUUCAUUAGGGGUUGAGAGGAUAUUUUCAGUUGUUGAAGCUAAAGCAGCAGGGUCAAAGACAAGGACAACCCAAGUCCAAGUUUUUGUGGCAAGCGCUCAAAAAAAUCUGCAAGAUGAAAGGUUAAAGAUAUGCACUUUGCUUUGGGACAAUGACUUUAAGGUUGAACAAUCAUACAAAAAGAGCCCAAAACUGCUAGACCAGUUGCAACAUUGUGAAGAUGGGGGUAUUCCAUUGGCCAUCAUAAUUGGCGGAGACGAACUUAAAAAAGGCGUUGUCAAAGUUAGAGAUGUUGUGACUAGAAAAGAAGUUGAAGUGCCAAGAGACACCCUUGUGCAAUAUUUGAAAGAGAGAUUAGCCACUCUUGAAGCGCUAAGCUAGCAUUUUUAAUGUUAAAACGCUAAGCUAGCAUUUUUUAAUAUUAAAACUGGAAAUAUCCAUGUUAAAUUAUGAAGCCAAAAGAUAACUUUAAUUUAUUUAAAAAAAAAUUGUAAUGUUAUUCAUUCAACUUUCAUCAUUUUAUUUGACAAAAAAAUUAAAUGACACCACUAGAUUAAAAACACAAUCAAGGUUGUAUCAGUUUAUUUAUUUACAGCAAAAAAAGUGUUUUAUUGCUCUGAGGAAAUUUAAACAUAAUAAAAUAUUCUAUGUUAUUAAUUUAAAAAACAAAAACAUUUUCAAUGAUCCUUUUUACCAAAAUUACAAUUCAAAAUUCCUGUACAUUUAGAGUAAGAAUGGGAUACUUCUAGUAUCCUUCUCACUGGUGGUCGGUCAACUGAAAUUAAAUCUCAUAUUGAGCACAUAAAUGGUGCUAUGGAUCUUAAUUGCUUAAGAAGGAAAAUAUCCUACCUAUAACUAUUUGUAUUUCUGUAUGAAGAAGUUGCUUAAAUGAAUAAAAAUUAUGAUUUC
This is a messenger RNA of Cimex lectularius (bed bug), 2173 nucleotides long. RefSeq names its product histidine--tRNA ligase, cytoplasmic (gene HisRS). NCBI's taxonomy places the organism in Eukaryota, Metazoa, Arthropoda, Insecta, Hemiptera, Cimicidae. The record is from RefSeq and is a predicted model, not a curated record. Gene Ontology annotation, biological process: mitochondrial translation; histidyl-tRNA aminoacylation. Gene Ontology annotation, molecular function: ATP binding; histidine-tRNA ligase activity. Gene Ontology annotation, cellular component: cytoplasm; mitochondrion.